ACAUCAACUCUCCCAAUCAUCUCCAUUUCCCGCCACACACACUCUCUCUCUCUAUACAAUGGCAGCAGACAAGAAGAAGAAGAAGCGCCGCCGUGAAGACUCCAGCUCCGACUCCGACUCCGACUCCGACGGCGACACCAAAACCCGCCCCUUCAAGAAGCGCCUCAACCCCGACUCCCUCAUCCUCUCCACCCUCAAAACCCUAGUCGCCAACCAAAACACCUCCUCCUCCAAAACCCUAACCCUAGCCGACCUCUCUCUCUCCUCCACCUGCCGCGAAGUCUCCGACCUCCCUCUCUCCUCCGUCCAAUCCGCCAUCGAAUCUCUCAUCCUCUCUCUCUCCCACUCCAUCCUCUCCGGCCACGGCUUCUCCUUCUCCGUACCUUCUCGCUCCGCCGCCAACCAACUCUACGUCCCCGAACUCGAUCGCAUCGUCCUGAAAGACAAAUCCUCUCUCCGCCCCUACUCCUCCGUCUCCACCGUCCGCAAAACCACCAUCACCACCCGCAUUCUCCAGCUCAUCCACCAGCUCUCCACCAAGAGCAUCCACGUCACCAAGCGUGAUCUCUUCUACACCGAUGUCAAGCUCUUCCAGGACCAAACCCAAUCGGAUGCUGUCCUUGACGAUGUUUCGUGUAUCCUUGGGUGCACUAGGUCUAGCCUCAAUGUCAUUGCAGCUGAAAAAGGAGUUGUGGUGGGUCGGCUUUUGUUUAGCGACAAUGGCGAUAUGAUCGAUUGCACCAAAAUGGGAAUGGGUGGGAAAGCGAUUCCUCCCAAUAUUGAUCGUGUUGGGGAUAUGCAGAGUGAUGCAUUGUUCAUUUUGUUAGUGGAGAAGGAUGCUGCUUAUAUGAGGUUAGCUGAGGAUCGGUUUUAUAAUCGGUUUCCGUGUAUAAUUGUGACAGCGAAGGGGCAGCCCGAUGUUGCGACAAGGUUGUUUUUGAGGAAAAUGAAGAUGGAAUUGAAGUUGCCGGUUUUGGCUCUUGUUGAUAGUGAUCCUUAUGGGUUGAAGAUAUUGUCAGUUUAUGGGUGUGGAUCGAAGAACAUGUCGUAUGACAGUGCUAAUUUGACGACACCGGAUAUAAAGUGGUUGGGGGUUAGGCCGAGUGAUUUGGAUAAGUAUAAGAUACCAGAGCAGUGUAGGUUGCCGAUGACAGAGCAGGAUAUUAAGACUGGGAAGGAUAUGUUGGAGGAGGAUUUUGUGAAGAAGAAUCCCGGGUGGGUUGAGGAGUUGAGUUUGAUGGUGAAGACAAAGCAGAAGGCGGAAAUACAAGCGCUGAGCUCAUUCGGGUUUCAGUACUUGUCUGAGGUUUACUUGCCGCUAAAGCUGCAGCAGAAGGAUUGGCUCUGAAGAUUGGGGAAUGAAAGUUGGGUGAGUUUGGUUAUGGUAAUUUCUGCACUUCUUGUUUCUCUGUUGAGGGUUGAGAAAUUGGUUCAGUAGUGCCAAAGCUUUUAUAUGUAUGUUUGGAUUUCAAUGUUGCAAUAACAAUUGUAUUUCACUACAGUCAAUAUAGUUUAUGCUUCAUUGAAGUAGUGAUUCUGCUGUAUGUUUGGAUUUCAA
Molecule: messenger RNA, 1558 nt
Organism: Camellia sinensis
Lineage: Eukaryota; Viridiplantae; Streptophyta; Magnoliopsida; Ericales; Theaceae
Gene: RHL2
Product: Spo11/DNA topoisomerase VI, subunit A protein
Biological process (GO): meiotic DNA double-strand break formation; DNA topological change; meiotic DNA double-strand break processing
Cellular component (GO): nuclear chromosome
Molecular function (GO): DNA topoisomerase type II (double strand cut, ATP-hydrolyzing) activity; ATP binding; DNA binding
Source: RefSeq, a predicted model, not a curated record